This is a messenger RNA of Bipolaris victoriae FI3, 1197 nucleotides long. RefSeq lists its product as hypothetical. Lineage: Eukaryota; Fungi; Ascomycota; Dothideomycetes; Pleosporales; Pleosporaceae. The coding region runs from base 1 to 1197 and encodes 398 amino acids. The transcript has a single exon. Gene Ontology annotation, molecular function: acyltransferase activity, transferring groups other than amino-acyl groups. The record is from RefSeq and is a predicted model, not a curated record.
AUGGAUGUCUUACCAAAGGAGGAUUUGCCCGAUUCAAAAAGUCCUGAUCUCAUCCUACGACAUCCGACUGAGGAUGAAUGUGCCACAAUCUGGAACAGCACUUCCACUGAAUGGGCCGAUUCCCUUACCCCUCCCCUCUACUUGAAGGAGUCUCGUUUUCUCACAACGGUCCCUUUAGCUAGAGAUGGAGGUAUGACUACUUGGGUUCUCGUCCACAAAGAUUCGGUCCCAAACAAACGACAUAUCUUGUGUUCGUGCGAAACUUUCAGGAAACACUCUUUGGCCAGUAACACACAAGGAGAAGUCAGUGAUAAUAUCGUACAUGGAAUCGCUAGCGUCUUCUGCGCACCACCGUACCGCCGCCGUGGUUACGCCGGUCGCAUGAUGCAAGAGUUGAUUAAGGAACUGUAUAGAUGGCAAACCGAUAAGUUUCCAUGCAUUGGAACCACACUUUACUCCGAUAUUGGGAAAGACUACUACGCGAAGCUGGGAUGGACUCCGAACAUCACGAACUCACAAGUCGAACUACCACCGAAGCCCAUUGCAUGGCCACCCCUGGCCAAGGCGAUCAUGGAGAACGAUCUUGACGAUAUCUGCAAGAGAGAUGAAGCUCUAGUACGCUCUCACAUGUCAGUACCUGCAGAUGAGAUCAAAAAAGCACGUUUCACAAUCGUACCGGAUGUAGAUCACAUGGGUUGGCACAUCGCAAAAGAACAAUUUGCGACCGACUAUCUCUUCGGGAAAACGCCACCUGCAAAGGGAGUCAUAGUAGGAUCUCCAGGCAAGCAAGUAUGGGCGACAUGGUUGCACCGAUAUUAUGGUCCCCUCGGUGCCGAGAAGUCAAGCAACGUUUUGUACAUACAGCGACUAGUCGUAGAGGGUGAUGAAACUGCAACAAGACUUCCCAAGGACGCUGCCAAGAGACCAGAAAAGGAUGUCUACGAGACGCAGAUUGAGCUUUUGAAGGCCGUAUUGCAAGCUGCACAGGCUGAGGCUACUGAAUGGAAGCUCGACGUAGUGAAGCUGUGGGACCCAACGCCACUGGUAUUAGGUAUGCUGAAGGACAGUGGAUUGGAAUACGCUUUCAAAGAGCGGGAGGAGGAUCACAUUGCCAGUUUGCUGUGGUAUGACGAGCAAGGUGGAAUUAGCAAAGAGCUACCAUUGUGGGUGAACAAUGAGCACUAUGCAUGGCAGUAG